ACUUUCCAGUGUUAGCAUCUCAGACCUCUUGGAUACAUUGCUGUAAAGUGUUGGCCUCCCUCCUUCUUCUCUGCAGGUUGUAACUAUGAUUAAGGAGGAUGUUAUAGAAGAAACCAAGAUCGAUCUUGGGGGAGAGGAGCAGCAGACUGAGGUCAAUGCUGCCCUGCCUCAAAAUGAAACCACCCCAUUGGUGGGGAGCCGGGACCCCAAAGGAGUUAAUGCACAUUUGAGGGUGACUUUUGAAGAUGUGAUAGCAGAACCCCAAUCGAUCCACAGCUUUGACAAGGUGUGGCUCUGGAGCCAUGCCUUGUUUGAAGUCUCCAGACUCUGGUUCUACAGAAUAAUCUCCCUCAUCCUCGCUGUUCCUGUUUCUUUAAUUGUUGGAAUUCUAUUAGCCAUACUAAGUUGCCUUCACAUUUGGUGCGUGAUGCCAUGUGUCAGAGUCUUCCUGAUCAACAUGCCUUCCAUUCAGACAAUCUGGGGAUCAAUUUUAGACACCGCCAUUGCACCAUUCUUCAGGAGUAUGGGGAAAUGUUGCAGUGCCAUCAAUGUACACCUGUCUCGUGACUGAAAUCCUACAUCACCUGUUAGUUUGACUGGUGAACAAUCCCUGGACAACAUUAACACUACUGCCUCUCUCAGUAGGCAAUGCUCUGACUCCAGCAACACUGUGUAAAUGCAAUAGCACAGUAAGAUAUA
This is a messenger RNA of Polyodon spathula (Mississippi paddlefish), 699 nucleotides long. RefSeq names its product caveolin-2-like. The record is from RefSeq and is a predicted model, not a curated record. NCBI's taxonomy places the organism in Eukaryota, Metazoa, Chordata, Actinopteri, Acipenseriformes, Polyodontidae. Gene Ontology annotation, molecular function: molecular adaptor activity. Gene Ontology annotation, biological process: caveola assembly. The transcript is spliced from 3 exons. Bases 86 to 571 code for a protein of 161 amino acids. Gene Ontology annotation, cellular component: caveola.